AUGACUGAACUCGACCCGAAGAAUCCUUCGCGCAACGAGGAAAAAGUUUAUCACUUUGCGAGUCCGAUCAGUGCUGAGAAAUUACCACAAACCAAGCUCGAUAGUCAGCCACGUUGCCACUCGUACAACGAUGCAACUUCGCACACGCCAAUGGACUCAGCAACGAUUGGACAUAAACGAGUCAAAAAUGAAGACAAUCCGCUAACGUUUCCAAGUGAAACGCUCUCUUCUAGUGGAAUACAAAGCACGCACAUACUGAACUCGUCUAAAUCGGAGCCGAUUUCUACCGAUGAUGACUUUUAUGAGAAUUUCCGAGCCGCACACGAAGCUAUCGACGCAGGAGUGCAUCCAAUUCUGAUCCCUGAGGGAACGUCGGGUUCUUAUUUUGUGCGCGACUUUUUCCAGAAAAUGUUGUGCUUCUGCUGCUUUGGACGCGCGUGUCUCAUUCCAAACAACGGAUAUCUGUCCGAGGCGGCCGCAAGUCUUGUUGACGAAAAGCUCAAGCUUCACAUCGUUCCAAAAACCCGUGUCGUCAAGUUGGCCUCCGCAUCGUUUUUCUACAAGAAGAGGUUUUGGACCUCGUAUGGUGGCAUUGAACAUUGGCCGAAAGAGGGAAGCUACCAGCUAUUCGUUCAUGGAUAUGAGCCGGCAAGUAUUGUGAUGGCUCGUUGGGAAUACGACGAGAAAUUGUUGAGUGACGCAGAAGAAAUCUCGUUUCGAAGACAGUUUCAGCGAAUGUGUGUCCUCGACUAUGUCAUUCGAAAUACCGAUCGUCACAAGGACAAUUGGCUGAUCAAGCACGUUCCCGGACAAACCAUCCGCUUGGCUGCCAUCGAUAAUGGACUUGCUUUUCCCGUCAAACAUCCGGAGUGUGCUUCGCGUUUUCGUCAAUUUCCCUUUCAGUGGGCAACGCUCAAAUGGGCUAAUGAAAAUUGGGAUGAAACUCUUCGCAAAGAACUGCUGGCACUUUUUACUCCACUUUUCAUUCACAAUCUCAGUUCGGAGCUCCGCCCACUUUUGAGACACGAUCACUUGGACCGUUCUUUGACAAGCCAUCAAUUGAAAGUAUUGCGUGGCCAGAUUUACAAUCUCGUUCAAGCGCUUGAAAAUGACAUGACUCCCGCCCAAAUGUCGAACUUGACUCCAAUCAACCUUCAUCGAACAUAUCGCAAGCUGCCCGUUGGUGAUAACAUCCGGGAAAACUUUACGGUGCGCGACAUGGAUUACAAGGGCCGCGUGUGCUGC
Mesorhabditis belari is the source of this 1245-nucleotide messenger RNA. Lineage: Eukaryota; Metazoa; Nematoda; Chromadorea; Rhabditida; Rhabditidae. The record is from the annotation of a GenBank genome assembly.